AUGUCUCUCUGGAAACCGUACGAAAUUGAAAGUGACAGUGACAAUGAUAAUGUGCCCCUGGACCUGUCUGUACAAAUUAAUCGUACAGACAGUACACCAGCUGAGCACAUACCAUCGACGUCCAUAGCAGCAAACGUCUGUCCUUUAGUGGGAUUAGGUGUAUUGUCACCACCAAUUACACCAGACUCACCUAAGGCAGACAAUCGUUUCCCAAUCAUGGUAGACGUAGACGCCCUGGAGAAGGACCCGAGUUUCCUAAUAUUUGAAAAUAACGCUCUGAGAGCGAUAUCGGAGACAAAUGGUGGUUCUGUUGUGGGACAUAACCCAAGGAUGCGUCGUACCAUCCAAAUAGAAAGGAACGUCGACGAUUUUUAUAGGAAACAAAGGGAGAGAAAUAACAUUGCUGCCAAACAGAGCAGGGACAAGCGGAAGCUGAGGGAGAUUCGCCUUGCUGUAAAAGUAACAUACCUAAGCAACGAGAUCGCGCGACUUAAGAGAUUGUUGGAUUUACAGCGAUGCACGAAUUGCCGCAAAUAA
Messenger RNA from Melitaea cinxia (Glanville fritillary), 537 nucleotides. RefSeq names its product transcription factor VBP-like. Gene Ontology annotation, molecular function: DNA-binding transcription factor activity. The record is from RefSeq and is a predicted model, not a curated record. Bases 1 to 537 code for a protein of 178 amino acids. Gene Ontology annotation, biological process: regulation of DNA-templated transcription. NCBI's taxonomy places the organism in Eukaryota, Metazoa, Arthropoda, Insecta, Lepidoptera, Nymphalidae. The transcript has a single exon.